Molecule: messenger RNA, 2302 nt
Organism: Paramecium primaurelia
Lineage: Eukaryota; Ciliophora; Oligohymenophorea; Peniculida; Parameciidae
Source: the annotation of a GenBank genome assembly
AUGAUGAAUUGUUAUAUGGCAAGAGUAAAACAAAAUCCAAAAAUAGAGAGACAAAUAAACCAUUAGCAUGCUCCUCCAGAUUCCUUUUAAGGAUCACUUAGUGGUUAAAUUAUCUUUAUAUUAUUAGAUUCAAGUAUUUGUAAUGUAGAUGAUACAUGUAGAGAACAACAAGCUAUUGAGAUUAAGCAAGUAACUUUAUAGAAUUUCUAAUCAAAUAAUGUAGAAAUUGUUUUACCAAAAAAGAAAGAAAAAAUAUUUAGUUCAAAAUUGAAAACAUGCUGUGUAGAUUAAUAAUAUGUAGAAAAUUUUAAAGUAAGUAAAAUGACACAUGGAAUUUCAGAACAUAAAAUAAAAAAUCCAUUUUAAAGUACUUAAUAACCAAUUAGAAAGUUGAGUGAUAUAUAAAGUGUUACUGAUAGGGAAUCAUAAUCCAGAUAAAGUAGUUAAAGAGAUUUAAAUUCUUAAAAAGAAUCAAAAUAAAAUAUCAAUGUUAUUAAAUAAAUCUCUGUUGCUAAUAAAAUUGAUAGAUCUAAAGUUGCUGCUAGUUAUAGUUAAUUAGCUUCAAAAUUAUACACUGCUGAUUAAUCUCCUUAAAUUAUACAUAAUCCAUAAAAAUUAUAAGAAAAAGCUUUGAUUGUUCAUUAAUCAUUAAAUAAACUUAACACUGCUCAAAAUCAUCUAAUAUCUUCUCCUGUUAAUUUUAAUACAUCACCUAAAUCUUCUAAAUAAAAAUAUAUAUUAUCUGAAUAAAGUGAGUGUUUUUAAGAUUUACUUAAUGACAAAAAAUAGCCUUAAUAAUCAACAUAAUAAACCUAAACAUAAUAAGAUUAAUCUCAUAGAUAAAUUGAAAAAAUCUUAUCUGAAAAUGAGAUUUUAUUUAAACAACUUAAUAAUGGAAAGUAAUAAAUAUUUACUGAAGGAAUUAAAAGUGAAGCUAAUAUUAUCAGAUAACCAAUUAUUGCAUUUAAGAAACAUAAUACAAUCAUUAAUUUUAAACAUAUAAUUUAGAGUAUGCUUAAUAAUGAUGUUUCUAAAUUUUAAUCAUUAAUGAAAGGUAUUUAUAAUUAUUUAAAAUAGACAGUAAAUUUUAGUAUUUAAAUUAACAUGAUAUCUUAGGUAAUACUAUUUUAAUAACUAUAACAAAAUUGUAUGGAUUCCAUAAGAAAUAUGAUGAAUUAUUAAAGGAAGUAUUAAAAAUGAAUCCAGAUCCAUUUAUUAAAAAUAAAUUAACAGGAUGGUCAGCUAUGGAUGAAUCACUUUCUUAAAGAUCAAUAUAUGCAACAGCUUUAUUAUUUUAACAAUGCUAUAGAAAUAAAAGAAAUGAAUUUUUAAAUUAAUUUCAUUAAUUGUCAACUGUAUUACAAUAAGUACCCAAUUUUCAAUUAGAUAUGAAUUGGAAUUUUGAUAGUCCUUUACCUUUUAUUAAAUUAUUAGCUCCUAAUGAUACCAUUAAAUUAUACAAAUAUAAAUAAUAAUUAAGAUUAGAUAGUACACUUGUAGGUUUUUCUAAACUCUAAUGCAAACGUAGAAAUAUGUCUUUAUUGUUUAAAUAAAAUAAAUUAUUUUAAAUUAAUAGAUCUAAUUAAUUUUAUACAGAUCCUUUAGAAGAAUUAGAUACAGAAGAGAAAAAAUUAAUUAUUUAUGAUAUUUUACAUAGUGAACCAGUUAGUGGAGCAUUAGAUAUAACAAGUUGUACAAUAAAAUAAUGUGUAGAUUGGAGAGGUAGAAAAGUAAUUGAAUAAGUAGGAUAAUAUUCUUGUGAGAAGUAUUUAUAUUUGUAAGAUAGAGAUUUGAUAUAAAGAUUACAUAUAAAAGUUCUUAUUUGAAGAAAAGUAAUGAUACUUAAAUUAAAUUUGCAGUUGAGAGAGAAUUUUAUGAAGAAUGGAUAUUAAAUGAUGUUUUACCUAAUACAGAUUUAUUAUUAAAUUAGAAACCUAAAGAAUAGAAUGAAACUAGAACAAUAUCCUUAUGGAUUUGUAAAAAUCAUUCACUUCAAUUUAAAGAUUUUGCUAAUAUUGUAUCUCUAUUGGCAAAAGGUAAUCAUUUAAUGGAAAAAUUAAAUGGUUUAUUUUAAAGACCAGAAAUGUAAGAGAUUAUUGAAUUGAAUGGAUUUCCAAUAAAAGUAUAAAUACCAUUUUAAUUUUCAAUACAUGCUACUAUAUAAUGUUGCAAUUUUGUAUCUCUUGAGAAUGCAGAUGAAUUAUUUAAUAUUCCAAAUAUUAAAUAUAUGCCAAGAAAAGAGGCAUAAAAAAUACUUCAAACUAAAAAAAAAAGAUUAUUAUUGGCAAAUCUAUAUUUAUGA